Messenger RNA from Toxotes jaculatrix (banded archerfish), 1134 nucleotides. RefSeq names its product P2Y purinoceptor 1-like. The record is from RefSeq and is a predicted model, not a curated record. The transcript has a single exon. NCBI's taxonomy places the organism in Eukaryota, Metazoa, Chordata, Actinopteri, Toxotidae. Gene Ontology annotation, biological process: G protein-coupled receptor signaling pathway. Gene Ontology annotation, cellular component: membrane. Gene Ontology annotation, molecular function: neuropeptide receptor activity. The coding region runs from base 1 to 960 and encodes 319 amino acids.
AUGAAUAACACAUCCUGUACUUCUGUCAGCUUUGACUUCACAGGCAGAUUCCUGCCUCCUGUUUUCAUCUUAGUAUUCAUCAUUGGUCUGGUUGCUAAUGGAUGGGGAUUGAAGUCUUUGCUGCAGAAAUGGAAGAAACUGGGGAGCGUCAAUGUGUUUGUUCUCAACCUUGGACUUGCAGAUAUGUUGUAUCUGCUCACACUGCCAUUUUUGGUGGAUUACUACAUCAGAGGCAGUCAGUGGAUCUUUGGAGAUGCAUUCUGCAAGAUAACAAGAUUCUGCUUCAACCUGAAUUUAUACGGCAGCAUUGGAUUCCUCACUUGUAUAAGUGUAUACAGGUACCUGGCUAUUGUUCAUCCAAUGAAAGUGUUGGGAAGAUUAACUGUCACCCAUUCUGUGACUAUCUCAGUCAUGGUUUGGCUGUUGGUGGGUGUUCAAAGUCUUCCAGACAUGUUCUACACCAAAACAUUUUGGAACAACACUGAGAAAUGUUACGAGACCACCUCCAAAUAUUUUGUCGAGGAUUACCUGAAAUACAGCCUUGGAUGGACACUGACAGGGUUUUGUAUCCCAUUCCUCAUCACACUGGGCUGCUAUGGACAUGUGAUUGUUGUUCUCUGCCGCAAAAAUACAACUGACAAGGUACUGAAACAGAAAUGCCUGAAGUUGUUGUUUAUUUUGAUCCUUCUCUUCUCUGUUUGUUACAUCCCAUUUCAUGUGUUAAAGAACCUAAAUCUCUGGUCAAGAGUUCUGAGCAAGAAGAAGAUUUGCCAUGAAUGGUCUAAUGGAGUUUACAUCGCUCAUCAGAUAAGUCGUGGCCUUGUGGUCCUGAACAGUGCUCUCAACCCUCUGGUUUAUCUCCAUGGAAACAGAGACAUUUCUGCUCAGAUCAGACAGCUGCUCCAGCAAGUUCGUGAAGCUGUCAUGCGACUGUCCACCACCCAUAGUCAAGUUUCCUAGGUGUAACUUUUCUGACAUAUAAAUGAAAUUGAUCGAGUAACUGCACCAUCUGUACUGCAUCACAGUGAAUUGUAUCGCAUCAUAGCCACCGUAACAUAUUUUUAACCUAUGACGUUGUUCUGUUGCUGUUAACAUGCUCAAAAGAAAAAAAAAAAUACAAAUCAAGUAAACUGA